CCCAAAACCAAUAGCUGGAGCUACCAUGCCGGGAUCCAAUCAUAGGUCCAUCGCGUGUCUAGGUGUAUUGUGUCCUUUCAAACCUACCGGAGACGCAUUUCUCACGUCUUUUAGCCCUGCCUAUUUUCUCGUUUGAACCUUUCUCAACAUCCAAGUCGACCAUCACCCUCUGAGUGUACACGAUUCCGCCGCACAAGCGACUACUUUCGUGACGGGCGCCUUGCCAUCUCAGACUUCCCGUCCCCCCCUGUAAUCCUCAUUCUCGCGAUAGCUCGUCUUCUGCGCAUCGUGUCAAAACAGCUAUUUUCAGGAGCUAGGCUCCCCUCCUAACCGCACAUCAUGUCGCUCAACGUGUUUCGAGUCCUAGCGGACUUCUCGCAUUUGACGUCAAUCUUCAUCCUACUUCACAAGAUGACGGAGCUCAAUGGCUGCUCCGGUAUAUCCUUCAAAUCGCAAGCUUUGUACCUCAUCGUCUACGUAACUCGAUAUCUCGACCUUUUUAGCACCGAAAGCUACUAUAAUAUCAUCUUCAAGAUCUUGUUCAUCAGCUCACAAGGCUACAUCGUGUAUCUGAUGACGACCAAGUACAAGCCAACCCACGACCCGAACCUUGACACCUUCCGCGUGCAAUACCUGCUGGGUGGCGCUGCGGUGCUGGCCAUCCUAAUACCCUACCGCUACACAGUCUCCGAGAUCCUAUGGGCCUUCUCCAUCUGGCUGGAGUCAGUAGCAAUCCUGCCGCAGCUAUUCAUGCUGCAGCGCACGGGCGAGGCCGAGACCAUCACGACGCACUACCUAUUCGCUCUAGGAAUCUACCGCGGGCUCUACAUCCCCAACUGGAUCUACCGCUACUUCACCGAGGUCAAUCACAAGAUGGAUUGGAUUGCCAUCAUCGCCGGUAUAAUCCAAACCGUUCUGUACUCGGAUUUCUUCUGGAUCUACUACACCAAGGUCAUGAAGGGCAAGAAGUUCAAGCUGCCUGUAUGAGACGGGAAAUCCUGAUAUCCUCAGUUUCCCAAGAGACAGGACAGCCUUUAGCAAGACCACAACGUGUAUAACUAAAUAUAUCCAGGCUCGAUUUCCAGGGGGGAAAUAGAUAAAAAGCUCCCUCCCACUUCACCACACAACGUCCAUAACUAUACAAAAUAUGUUAUGCGGACAACCGUGUUCAAAAUCAAUUGAAUACUGAUUUUACUAUCAAAGUCACGGCUUUUUCUAAAAGGAGCAUGACUGGCGUUUUGGGCGGGUGCGAAUUGGGGAGUUGGGUCCAUGUAAGAAAGUAAACUUUAGGUGGGGGGAAAAGGUCGUCUAAUCAUCAAAUUGGGGGGUUUUUAAAAACACGGGUGCGUUGAAAUUGAAAGGGAAAUAUUUAGGACAGCUAGGAAGGCGAUCAUGGUUCGAAAAAAAAAUUCACUAGUAGACCAUUUGUAAUGUUUGUACAUAGAGAUGUAUUGUCGUCCGUGUAAUGGAACGUUUGGUCGUCUCUUAAGCAUACUACGCUUUUCAGCAUGCGUGCUCUGUAUCUUUGAAAGCCUGGGCUUUUCCAAAGUUAGAUAUAAAUGUCAGCUAACACGAAGUGGCUUUAUUGAC
Xylaria bambusicola is the source of this 1590-nucleotide messenger RNA. RefSeq names its product putative HDEL sequence binding protein. The record is from RefSeq and is a predicted model, not a curated record. Gene Ontology annotation, biological process: protein retention in ER lumen; endoplasmic reticulum to Golgi vesicle-mediated transport. Gene Ontology annotation, molecular function: ER lumen protein retrieval receptor activity. The transcript is spliced from 4 exons. The coding region runs from base 340 to 987 and encodes 215 amino acids. Lineage: Eukaryota; Fungi; Ascomycota; Sordariomycetes; Xylariales; Xylariaceae. Gene Ontology annotation, cellular component: cis-Golgi network; membrane; endoplasmic reticulum.